Anguilla anguilla (European eel) is the source of this 7726-nucleotide messenger RNA. Its product is annotated as synaptotagmin-2-like. The coding region runs from base 452 to 1750 and encodes 432 amino acids. The record is from RefSeq and is a predicted model, not a curated record. Gene Ontology annotation, molecular function: phosphatidylserine binding; syntaxin binding; clathrin binding. Gene Ontology annotation, biological process: regulation of dopamine secretion; synaptic vesicle endocytosis; cellular response to calcium ion. NCBI's taxonomy places the organism in Eukaryota, Metazoa, Chordata, Actinopteri, Anguilliformes, Anguillidae. Gene Ontology annotation, cellular component: dense core granule; synaptic vesicle membrane; axon. The transcript is spliced from 9 exons.
CGGGAAACACAUUAAUAAAAUAACACAGGAAGAGCUGGUGGGACGAGAGCCGCAGUGCACCCGAGUGCACAGAACGCACGCCCGUCCUCCUCCUGACGUACUGUACACGCCGCUGCUCGCGCUACUGCUCGCGCUACUGCUGCUCGCGCUCCAACCCAGGGUCUGCGCUCUGGAGACCCUCUGCGUGUGAAGGAAGAAGACCUGCAUACCUUGGAAUAAGAAAAAGAAAGGCUGAGAAGAAGAAAAAGAAGAAGAGGGAUUAGAAGAGAAUAGCGCUGAAUUAUCCUCAAGUGCAGAUUGUUCCCCCCUCCCUCCCUGUUUUUAAAGAGUCUCUAAAAGUGUCCCGCAGGGACUUAUAAGUAUUUCGCAACCCGUCCUGUCAUUAAUAUUUUUUUUUUCCUGGGAAGGACGUCUUUUGCGCACGAGUCUGUGUGUGGCCUAGCUGUCGAUCAUGAAGUGGAACCUGUUUAAGAAGAAACCCGAGGCCAUGGUGGGCCCAGAACCCACCGGUACCGGCGCCGUGACCGUGCCCCCCACCGUGGCCGUCUCGACCGUGGCCGACAACUCCACCCAGGGGUCCGGCGGCAAGAACGACGUCUUCGAGGAGAUCAAGAGCAAGUUCCUGAACGAAAUCGACAAGAUCCCGCUCCCUUCGUGGGCGCUCAUCGCCAUCGCCGUGGUAGCGGCCCUCCUCAUCCUCACCUGCUGCUUCUGCAUCAUCAAGAAGUGCUUCUGCAAGAAGAAGAAGAACAAGAAAGGGAAGAAGGACAAGGGUGGCUUCAACAUGAAAAAUAUGAAGGGGGACGAGAAACUACAGGACGACGACGAUGACGACGACGCAGAGACGGGACAGACGGAGGAGGAGAAGGAGGAGGAAGAGGAGAAGGAGGCGGAGAAGCUGGGGAAGCUGCAGUUCUCUCUGGAUUACGACUUCCAGGAAGGCAAGUUGACGGUGGGCAUCCUGCAGGCCGCAGACCUCAUCUCCAUGGACACGGGCGGUACCUCUGACCCGUACGUCAAGGUGUUCAUCCUGCCCGACAAGAAGAAGAAGUUUGACACCAAGGUUCACAAGAAGACGCUGAAUCCAACGUUCAACGAAACCUUCAUCUUCAAGAUUCCAUAUCAAGAACUCGGCGGGAAAACCCUGGUGAUGUCCGUCUACGAUUUCGACCGCUUUUCCAAGCACGACAUCAUCGGCGAGGUGAAAAUUCCCAUGAACACUGUGGACUUGGGCCAGCCCAUUGAGGAAUGGAGGGAUCUGGAGAGUGUGGAAAAAGAGGAGCCGGAGAAGCUGGGAGACAUCUGCAUCUCCCUCCGCUACGUCCCCACGGCCGGCAAACUCACCAUCUGCAUCCUGGAGGCCAAGAACCUGAAAAAGAUGGACGUGGGCGGAUUGUCAGAUCCCUACGUGAAGAUCCACCUGCUCCAGAACGGCAAGCGGCUGAAGAAGAAGAAGACCACGGUGAAGAAGAACACGCUGAACCCCUACUACAACGAGUCCUUCAGCUUCGAGAUCCCCCUGGAGCAGAUGCAGAAAAUCCAAGCGGUGGUCACCGUGCUGGACUACGACAAAAUCGGGAAGAACGACGCCAUCGGCAAGAUCUUCGUGGGCAGCAAAGCGACGGGCACGGAGCUUCGGCACUGGUCCGACAUGCUGGCCAACCCCCGUCGCCCCAUCGCCCAGUGGCACCCGCUCAAACCCGAGGAGGAAGUGGACGCCACCUUGGCAGCUCUCGCUGGCAAGAAGUAACCCGUCCUCCGCGGCAAACUCUGAACCAACCAAGUACCACGUAUUGCAUGCCAUUCAUUGGACUGUCAACACUACAGACAUGGUCAGAUAAAAGAAAAACAUAAACUAACGUAGACACUUAGUAAUGACAAAGAUGUAUCACAGCUUUUUUUUUUUAUUAUAUCAAAUUAUUUUGUAACUUCAUUUAUGAAAUGUACAGAGGAGUAUACAGUGAUCAGGAUGAGAUGGGUAUACAUAUGUUCACCUACUUAUAGUUGAAAUUGUGCUUUCUGAGAAUGGCCAGUUUACAACCAUUGGUCUGUUGGAAUUGGGAGAAGGUUAACAAUGAAUAGUUAAAAAUGAAUUGCCGAAGGUGGGGUGAGACACAAGGUGUAACUACAGUGAAGUAGUUUUCUCAAGUUAUAUUGUCGCUCCUCUUAAUUUACCAGUUCAGGAAGGGUCACGGUGUCAUUAUUUAGCUGUAGGGGUGUGAGAAUUCCAAAGACAUAACCAUCUCAAUUCCAUCGUAUUUCUUCUGGAAUUUAUUCUUCGUUUCCAACACUGAUGUUGAGCAGGAGACGGGAUGAAAGAAAAAGACAAAAUAUAGCCGAGUGCAUCUACGGAUUCUCCCGGGUGACAACAUCAGACUUAUUUCUUCUUUUCACCCAGUGUCUUAAUCACAGAGGUUAUUUAUAUACAGAAACUAACAUUUAAACGUGUGGCAUUUAAAGUAAAAAAAAGGAGACCCUCCCCACUGUCUUCUUAAUUUUUGUUUUUAGCCUCAAAGUUACAAGCAGAAUAACUUUGAAUUCAAAAUGCAAUAUUUUUUUGGGGGGGGACUUAGACCAUUUUGUUGGAAUUACCCCGUUAGAGAGCUCCGAUCUCAUUUUCAUAGUGGUUAACUUCAGUGAAAUGAACCGGUCACGAAGCCAGUGGUGAUCAGGAUCUCGUUAAAAUGUCGGUUAUUUUUUUUUUUUUACAUUUCGGCUUUCCGGACAGUCCAUGUCCUCUUUUCUGACCCAUUGCCUCUGUUUGUUACUGUUCUGAUCAUUGUUUUAUUUUCCACAGUGUAUUCUUGAGCAAUAUUGCAAUGGCAUGCCCCGGUGACCAAUUUUAGUGUAUGGUGUUAGCGUAAUAGUGUUUCAUUUUUUAUAAAUAUAUUUUUUAUUGAAAGCGUGAUUGGUUUAGGAGCUCACCUCAUACAUGACUGAGCAUUUAAAAAGCGUGAUAUACUGUAUGUAAGCACAUAGCAUACAUAUACUCUAGAAGAUUUGGGGAUCAGCAGACAUUUGUGUGUGUUUUUUACCUUUGAUUUUGCAUGUUAUUGGUGAAACAUAUCUUCCAAAUGAUAGGCCAAACAUAUCUCUGUCUUAUGGACAUAACCAUAAGAUGUCUGCCAAUGUUGCAUUUUUUUAUUUUUUUUAGACGUCCGCUCUACUGCCUGCAAAUCUUCCACUUGUGGUUGUGAUGCCUCCAAAUCAACUACAGGACCUGACCACUAAUUAAUGAAUUAAGGCAUUAAUUCAGAAAUAAUUUUACUUUGAUUUCAAAGCAAGGAAGUGCGAGAGGCAGUCCCUCGCUGGGCAAGUGGAAUUAGGACCAAGGAAUUCUUGUCCAUUGGUUCAGCCAUCACGCACUUGCUGUUUCUAUGUUUCUUACUGUUGUUGUCUUUAAUUCUACUUAACAGUCUUGGAACAAGACAUUAAAAGCCCAAAUCUCUUUGUGUUAAUCAUUUUUAACACAAAGAACAUGACUCAUUCUUGGGGGAAAAUACAGACUUCAGCUCCCCAUGAAUUUGCCUUUGACGUGUAUACCAGUAAAAAUGCCUUUUGCCCUUUCUAUAGGUCCUUGACUAAAAAAUAAUUCUCAUUCAGGAAGCCCAAGUCUUACACUGCCAGUUUGAAGAUUUAUUUUUCAAGCGUUUUAUGUGAUUACAAUAUCAUUCCCACCAGUGCUCUUGUGUAGAUCUCGCUACAAGCCAAUAGCACAACCGAGCUUGCAUUAAGUUGCAAACAAACAACAGAGAAACAGUCAUGUCCUUAUUUUUGGAAUGACUGACUGACUGGGGCCAAAAACUUUCCCUCCAACACGCGUUUCUGUGUGGCAUACAGAGCUGAUGCAUCCCACCCACAGAUAAUGAGUCAUUAGUUCAUGUUCACCAUUCAUAUCGUAUCAUUUUUAUUUGAUACAAUAGAAAAUAUGGACCGUGAGGAGUGAGUGCCACAGGCUUUUGGUUAACGGUUCAUCAGAUUCCUGAAUGCUCCCAUUUCUAUCUUUUUUUUUAUAGUUUAAAUCCAAUUUUUAAUCCUUUUUCACAUUUUUAUAAAAACACAUGAAUCAUUUAACCAUUGUGUGAACCAUCAACCAUCAAUUACUGUACAGACCAGAGAAACACCCUUUACAAAAAAAAAAGUACAAUUUUACUUUUUUUAUGAAUAAGCUUAAAUAUUGUUUAAAUAUAUGUGAAAUCGAAUAUUUUUGAAGGUAUAUAUCCACUCCUAAUCCUGAACUUAUUUGGUGAAAAGGAGGAUGAUUUUUUUUUUCUUCCUGUGGAUACCAAACUGAUUUGUUCUCAUAUGAACAUGGUCUAUUUUGCCACUCUCUGUUACGUAAUGUGUCCCAGCCAGUUGCCAAGGUAACAAUAAGACACAGGUAGCCAGUUCUUGCCACUGGUUAACAGUUCAAAACCGUGUUAUAUAGAUAAUCAAGACCAGGUUGUAAAUACGAUAAGUUGGAAGCUGGAAGGACUCUGUACUGUAGUUAUCUCAUGACUGUGAUAGACUAUUAUUACGGAUGGGUCCUUUUUGUAAAAUAGAAUAGGUGCAUUUUCUGUUCAUUUAAAUGAUCAAUUAAUACUGAAGGUGUCAGUACUUCAGUUUACACAUCAUUCUAGACUCAGAUGUCAAAGCAAAUACUGAAAGGAAACCUACAAACAAGCAAUCUCUCUCUCUCUCCUCUCUCUCAGUCUUUCUAUUCUCUCUCUCUCCCUCUUUCCCCCUCCCUGAUUAUAAAUAUGUACAUAGAUUUAAAAAAUUUGUUAAUAGUGCAUGUUUCUAUACAACAAUGUAAAUAGCCGCAUGAUUUAAGGAAGAUUAGAUAUAUUUGUCCAAGUGUGUGUCAUUUGCCAUUUUGAUAAUAAACAGGAGAAACAGUUAUUCUCCUAUUGUACAUUUCUAGUGCUUUUCAUGACUGGGGGUGAGACAGUGUGCAAAAAUACUCAUAUAUAAUAAUUAUAUGCAUACCUUGUCUUCACCUCUACUGUAGAGUGUCGUGUAAUUCUGUGAAUUCAUUUAGGGAUAUAUUGUAGCAUGUCUGCUAUAUUUUGUGAGAUUAGCUUUUUUUUUCCUGUUUGUUUUACAGUUUGCAAUGCAGACGAACAAACAACAACAACAACAGUAACACAAUGUCUGCUUAUAUACAAGGGGUUCCAAGCUAAAAUGCCAUUUAAGGGAUCUGUCUAUAAUCUUAUAUUUCCUAGAUUAAACUUCAAUGUGGUUUUUCCCCUCGCCCAAUCACAGAUCAUUCAUGCAUCAUUGUACACUGCAGAACUGACAUACCGUUGUAUUUAAGCCAAUACUGAUCAUUCGCAACAUGAAUUUGACUACUUCAGUUAUGAAAGUAAUGGUCAGUGAUUAUAGAUUUACUGUUUCAUAUAUAUAUAAUUGUGUUCUCUGGUGCUUUUUGCCAUAACCCAGAGUUCUUUUAAAAUCUUUCUGAAUGGAAUAUCUAGGUGCAGGUUUAGAACGUGAAAAAAGAAAAAUAACUUUUCACCCACCAAACUUGGAGCCCCUUUUGUAUAAUCUACAGAACUGGUAUUUUUUGUGGUCUUAUGGUACUGUAUAAAUUCUCUGUAUCUUCAGUUUCCUAUUGAAUGCUACAUGCCACGUUUAGCUUUUGACUAAACUCCAGGUGUGCAUAUACAGUAUUUAUGUGUAUACAGACUGUCGAUUAAUAUUUUAAAAAAUAAAGCCAUAAAAGUUUGAGCAGGGACAGCUCAGAGGUCAUACGUGUUGAAACGAGCUUAUUUAAAAUACGUUAUUAACUUAAUUAACUAUUGCUUCAUUAACUAACUUGUGAUUAACUAAAGACUGUAACAAUCAUUUUAGUAUGCCAGCCAUGGUGGUUGCUAUGGCAGCCUUUUGUUUUAUUUGUAUUGUAUCUCGGUACGCCACGUCAAGCAGAAUGCUUCAAUCAUGCCCUGUCAUUUCUUUCUCGUUUGAAUUUAUUUUUGUUCUUGCCAGGUUGCAUGCAAAGGGACAGAAUGAAGAGAAUGCGGUGGUUUUAACCUGCGCUCUCACUUCUCUGUGCACUAUAUGCGGCUCUGUGACACAAAGAGGGCAGUUGUAUGUGCAGAGUGCCAUUACAUAACUGCUGCAACAGGAAGGAUCUUCCACUGCUGCUGUCCUAUGCCUGACGGCAAAAUUUGGAAAUGCAAAAAUUUGAGGAGGUGGAGUGAAAUCUGUUAGCAUAACCAGUGAGGGGGCACAUUUUACUUUGUAGUUUGUAAGAACACGCAAAAAUUCUGAUGAUGAAAACCGACCACAGAAAGAGACCCUUCCUGUUUCCUGCAGUCUCUUGAUUCAUUUUAAAUCAGUAAAUGGUUGUUCCUGGUGCUGUUCUGUGCGCAGAUUGAGCCCAGUGGUCACGUGCGAUAAUUUCAUUAUGUCAGCAUGUAAUGGACUGAUCAGGUGGCUGUCGGCACCUGCUGUCUGCAUCAGAAUUGAGUUUUGAAUGGGAGUCUGUUCGCUCGAUGUCCACGCGCGCGUUAAUACGAGACCUUAAUGACAUCACAAGCUGUUCCACCAGACGAUGGUAUGAAUGAGGGGGCGUGUCGUAUGUGUGUCCUGUCUCUAUGCAUGUAUGGAUGUAUACAUACGAUUUAUAAAGGGAUUGCUAGUGUGGUAGUGUGAUAACACAGAUUAUACUUAUUUUUAUUAGAUAAAAUAUAUACCUGAGGCCUCAGACGUUGAAAUUAGUUAAGCUAGAAAGAAAUAUUCUAAAAGUGAAAUAUCAGCAUGGUUUUUUUAUUUUUUUAUUUUUGAGCUAGCUUCUGCAUCCAAGUUUUUUUGACAAAAUUUUUUUUUUUAAAUUUAUUUAUUUAUUUUUUUUUUAAAUGCCAUCAUUCUUGUUUUCUGUUAAUCUCAAGCGUACUGCUCGUGGGUCCAAUCAGAUGUCUGUUUUGCUAGCCAUCGUUUCUGAUAAGAUACACGUUUUUAAGUCUAUAUAUAGUUCGGCUUUUGCUUUCAUCCUGUUACACUUUGUCAGCACAAAAUGUGGGAAUGCUCACAUUCGGGAACAUUAAGCGAAACAUUUGAGCUUUUUCUCUGGGUGAAUUAAAAGGCUCUGGAGAACUCUGCAGCUUCUUCGCUGUGUACCUUGGCGGUACAAUGUGCACACAAUAACGUCAACCGCAGUCCGUCCGGCGUGCUGUGGACGGCCCUCCGUUGGAUUCGCACUGAAACGAUCCCUGGUUCUGCUAGAGCGAUCCCUGUUCAGAGCCUACUGCCAAAACGUGUCGAUUCCUCUUAAAAACGCUUAAAAAGUCUUCCAUCUUUUCCAACAUCUUCUGUCGUCACUGUAGAAUAAAAUUCCAAAGAACUGUUUGCUUUCUCUUACUGUCUCCCUUUAGUAGUUUAAUCUCUCUCUCUCUUUCUCCGGUUCUAUCUCUCUCUCUUUCUCAGGUCCUUCUCUUUAACACGAAGGGCAGUUCUGUUCCCUGUAGUUGAUUUGUCUUGUCUCCGUGUCGUUAUGUGUGUGUGUGUGUGCGUGUGUGUAUACCUGUCACUUGUUGUACCUUGUGUGGACAGCAUGUUUUAACCCCAUGAGGGGUCACUUUGAAAAGUUCCUCUCACAGAAAGUCACCACCAGCUUCAUGGUAUUAAUGAACGUCACUGUACCAGACAUUCAGGGGAACCAAAUAUAUGUCAAAUAUAAAAAGUACAGAUUUAUCAUAAAUGUUAUCAACUAUUAAAACAAAAAUAAAGGCCUUUUAACUAC